GUGCCACCUUCCACAGCUUCGAAGUGCGGGGACGACCCAGUCCCAUUGCCCCUUUCCUUGUUUGGAUGCAUCUAACCUGCCAAGAACGGGAAGGAAGGACCAGAACCGGGGGUAACAGGGAAGAGGAAGCCGAGGGAACUGGCGACACAAGGCGGCUCGAGUGGCCCGUAUCGUCCGUGAAGCUGGGCGCUCCGCCAUCUAACUAACGGCCUUUGCACAGUAUUAUCCGCAAAUUUUGAAGUAUUAUUUCUAUAGGUGCCAGCACUUGAAUUGAGCGCGAAGGAGGGAUCGCACCAGGAUUCAAGCACCUCGCCAUCAACCCGCAUUUGAAGAUCCGAGUCCUCGGUUCCAUGCCGUGCGACAGUACGGUUGACAAUCUUUGGCGCUGGGCUUAAAGGCUCGGUAUGGCCCGCGACUUCGAUGGGACGGAGCCUCAGCCGACGAUAAAAGACCCGAAGCCUCGCGAUUCCGGCUCUACCCGCCCGAGCGCCAGCGAAACUGAGGAUAUUGGUAUGGGCGGACAAUUGCGCCCAUGGCAGGAGUUGAAGGAUGAGGUCAACGAAACGGGAAACAAGACGACCGGGAGCGCCAGCGCCAGCGAUAAUGGAGUCCGAAGCCACGGCCCCUCGGACGAGACAGCCAUUGAGAUGAAUACGGUAGCGGCGCACGCGACACACGCGCCCGUCGGCCCUGGGUCACCGAAGGCGAAAGCUUACGGUAACGGAUUGGGUGCGGAAACAGGGGCAGUGGGAGUCGAAUACAAGGUGUACAAAAGGCGAUGGUUUGGGUUGCUACAGUUGACGUUGCUAAAUAUCAUCGUCAGUUGGGAUUGGCUCACCUUCUCCCCCGUUGCUAGCCAUGCGGCGCGGUACUUCAACACUACUGAAACUGUCGUUAACUGGUUGAGCACGGCCUUCCUGUUCUCAUUUACCUUCAUUACCCCCGUGGUCAUCUACGUGCUGCACCUGGGGCCAAAGAAAUCCAUCGUCACGGCUGCGGCCCUCCUGCUCAUCGGGAACUGGGUCCGCUAUGCUGGCUCGCAUUCCAGCUCAGGGGGGAUCUUCGGAGUGGUCAUGUUCGGCCAGAUUCUCACUGGGCUCGCGCAGCCAUUCGUGCUUGCUGCCCCGUCACGGUAUUCUGACCUCUGGUUCACAAACCGGGGGCGGGUGGCCGCAACGGCCCUGUCGAGUCUCGCAAACCCCUUCGGCGCCGCCCUGGGUCAGUUAAUCGUUCCGUUCUGGGUUGGCCAGCCAAGCGAUAUCUCCCGCAUGGUCCUCUAUGUCUCCAUAAUCUCCUCAAUCUGCGCAGUCCCUGCCUUCUUCAUCCCCUCACGGCCCCCUACGCCGGCAGCGCCCUCCGCCGAGACCCCCAAACUUUCCAUCGGCGCGUCCGCCAAAAUCCUUUUCAAUCAGGUCGAGUUCUGGCUCCUCUUCAUCCCUUUCGCGAUGUAUGUCGCGCUGUUCAACUCCAUCUCCUCCCUCCUCAACCAGAUACUCCUCCCACACGGCUACAACGACGAGGAAGCGGGCAUUGCGGGCGCGGUACUCAUCGUCGUGGGGCUGGUCGCCUCGGCUAUCUCGUCGCCCAUCAUCGACCGGACUAAAUCCUACCUACUUGCGAUCAGACUAGCCGUCCCGCUCAUCGGCCUUUGCUACCUCAUCUUCAUCUGGAUGCCCGGUACACGCGAUGGUGGCGGCGUUGCUGGCCCGUACGUGGUCAUGGCCGUUUUGGGGGCUUCGUCCUUUUCGAUGCUGCCAAUCGUCGUCGAGUACCUCGUCGAGCUGACACAUCCCAUAAGUCCGGAGGUCACAUCGACGCUGGCGUGGAGCGGCGGGCAGCUGCUGGGUGGGAUAAUCAUUAUCGUUUCCGGGGCGUUGAGGGACGGGGCAGACGGGGACCCACCGGGAGAUAUGAGGGAUGCGUUGAUCUUGCAUGCGGUGCUCGCCCUGGUGGUAGUGCCGUUGCCCUUGUGCCUGGGGCUGUUUGGGCGGAAGGAAAAGCUGCUGUUGAGGAGGGUCAAGUCGGACCAGGAGGCGAGGAAUAGUGCCGAAGGGGGACAUGGUUAUGGGGGACAGAUCUCAUGAUAUGUGGCUGGCCACGGUUCACCGAAGGAGCUUGGGAAGUGUUUGCUCCGUAUUUAGCAUGGAUGAUAUGAAUCAAUGUAGCACGAGAGGGAGCAUGUACGACCCCUCGACAUUACCAUUACAAUAAUAUAUACCUCACCGCGAA
Molecule: messenger RNA, 2229 nt
Organism: Chaetomium fimeti
Lineage: Eukaryota; Fungi; Ascomycota; Sordariomycetes; Sordariales; Chaetomiaceae
Product: major facilitator superfamily domain-containing protein
Exons: 3
Coding region: 405-2084 (559 amino acids)
Biological process (GO): transmembrane transport
Cellular component (GO): membrane
Molecular function (GO): transmembrane transporter activity
Source: RefSeq, a predicted model, not a curated record